Messenger RNA from Dermatophagoides pteronyssinus (European house dust mite), 1028 nucleotides. It is a transcript of the gene RpS3A, whose product is annotated as ribosomal protein S3A. Gene Ontology annotation, molecular function: structural constituent of ribosome. Gene Ontology annotation, cellular component: ribosome. The record is from RefSeq and is a predicted model, not a curated record. Lineage: Eukaryota; Metazoa; Arthropoda; Arachnida; Sarcoptiformes; Pyroglyphidae. Gene Ontology annotation, biological process: translation.
CACACAGCUCUUCCGCUUACAUCGUGUUCUUUCUUUUUUGCCGUGUGUGUCUGUGUGAGCUUUUUGUAUUUUUUCAAUUUUUUGUCCAAUUUUUUUCGUUUCUUUCAUUGAAUUUUUUGUUUUUUUGGACAAUGGCUGUUGGAAAGAAUAAAGGUCUUGCUAAAGGUGGUAAAAAAGGUGUCAAAAAGAAGAUUGUCGAUCCAUUUACCCGUAAAGAAUGGUAUGAUAUUAAAGCUCCGGUUGUUUUUGCCAAUCGUAAUGUCGGUAAAACCUUGGUUAAUCGAACACAAGGAACCCGUAUUGCUUCUGAAGGUUUAAAAGGACGUGUAUUUGAAAUAUCAUUGGCCGAUUUACAAAAUGAUGAAGUUGCCUACAAAAAAUUCCGUUUGGUUUCCGAAGAGGUACAAGGUCGUCAAGUUUUGACCAAUUUUCAUGGUAUGGAUUUGACAAGAGAUAAAUUACGUUCGAUGGUAAAAAAAUGGCAAACAUUGAUCGAAACACAUGUCGAUUGUCGUACAAGCGAUGGUUAUUUGUUACGAUUUUUUUGUAUCGGUUUUACACGUCGUUGGCCACAUCAGGUGAAAAAAACUAGCUAUGCUCAAACAACAAAAGUACGUGCCAUUCGUAAAAAAAUGGUUGAAAUCAUCACGAAUAAUGUAUCAUCGGUCGAUUUGAAAGAUGUUGUAUUGAAAUUGAUUCCUGAUUCGAUUGCCAAAGAUAUUGAAAAGGCAUGCAAUUCAAUCUAUCCAUUGCAUGAUGUUAUGAUUCGAAAAGUAAAAGUAAUGAAAAAACCGAAAUUUGAAUUAAGCAAAUUGAUGGAAAUGCAUGGUGAAGGUAAAGGUUCAUCAAGUACAACAGCUGCAGCAGCAACAAAAACCGAUGGUGAAUCAUCCGUUAAAGUUGAUCGACCAGAAGGUUAUGAACCACCCGUACAACAAACGGUUUAAAUAAUUUAAAAAUUUUUUUCUAAAAAAAUGUAUUUCAAAAUUUGAAACAAAUAAAAAAUGAUUUUUUAUUUUGAAAAAUAA